AUGGCCGGUCCCGUAGAGAGGUGCCAGGUACCUCCGAAACCAGGUUGCAUCAGCUGUGAAGAUAUCGUUAGAAAGUGGUACAGUGAGAAAAAAAACUACGAUUUCCAAAAAGGUGCUCCAAUCUCUGUUGGACAAUCAACCAGUCACUUUAAUCAGGUGAUCCUUUUUUUGAUGAUAAUCAGUCUAAUCAAUACAUACAGUUGUACUUACAUUUUCUUCUUUCCCGAAACUUCAAUGUGCAUGGCAGCUAAAAAAAGAAAAGCGUAUCUUCGAUCAGCAGCAGAUUUUUUGGGACUUUAGUUCAACAGGUAUAUUUUUCGGAACCAUGACAACCCCUCCACCUCCCCCGGAUCAAUAUUGCCUUGUUGUUGUUGUUUUUUUUUUUGGCCACAGAUCGCUCCAUUUGAGGUAAAAUAUUUUUAUUUUAUUGCAAAUGAAUUACAUUUUUUUCGCUUAAUCCACAGCGAUAUAUCUCUAAAUAUGGAUCAAUGUUACAUAAGCGUUUUAUUACCUUACCUGUGGUAUAUUGUGGUAUAAUGUAUUUUGCGUUCACCGCAAACGGUAAAUCCAAUGCAUGUACUAUAAAAUAGCAAUCGGUUACACAAACAGAUUAUGUGGUUGCCCUGUGGUGAUUGAACUAAUUUUGUCGCCGAUUGUGUGCAUUUCUAUAAACAAAAAAGGUUGUCUGGAAGUCCACAAAGGAACUUGGAGUGGGUAGUGCACGCAGCGAGAAACAUGGGCUAAUUGUUGUGGCAAGAUACAGUCCAAUGGGUAGUACUGGAGGACCUGCAUCUUUCAUGGAUAACGUCCCUCCUAGUAAGUUAUACAGCAAGAUGUUUUCAAUAAACUGUUGAGAAAAUAAAUGGGAAGAAACGAAUACAGGAAGACAUAUGGUUCUCUUAACUUCCAUUAGUGUAAACAUGCACUUUCUGAUCUGUUGCAGUUUGUUGAAGUAAUAAGUUGACAAGGACUUGUUCACCCCGCAAUUAAACAAUAUUGAUACAACUAUAACUCAGUUAUAGCUAUCCCAGUAGUUUUAUUGCUCUCCUUCCCCCCACCCCCAAAUAAGGAUAGAAACAAAUAUUUGAAAAUAUACAUAAAAAGGUCCCAACUAGCUGAGAAAAACCAGUUGGCCAUUUACAAUCGUGACCAGGAAGCUGAAUUAGGGACUAUUAAGAGCAAAUUAAGCUAGCAGUUGGGGCGAGGAUUGAAAUCGGGACCUCCGGAUUACAAUUCCAGCUCCGUAACCGCUCUGCCCCCCUGAAAUAAGACAGCCUUCCACCAGGGAAAUCCGUUCUGAGCAAGACAUAUGGGCGUAAAGUGCAGAUUUUGAACACACUUGAGGUUCAGGACGGUAAAGCCAAUAUUUUUACUCUUAUUAUUUUUUUUUUACUCAUACCGGCAUCGCUUAGAGCAAUUAUCAAUAAAAAGAUAAUUAAAGGGUUGUCGCAUCUUGUUGACAACAGCGAUUGAUGUCAACUUCUUUAACACAAUGAAAAUCAAUGUAGCUCUUACUUGAUUGUCGGAUCGGUGAGAUUAUGGAAGCAGAGCCACACUCAGAUUGGUCUCCUAGCUUAUUAAGGAGUUUAUUUCUAGUAUUCCGAAGAGCACCCCUGUUGCAUUCAUUAUGGGAGUUACCCCGUGGAACGUCCACUUUUCAGUGUGGCCAGGUACAAAGACGGUGGCUUUUCACAAACUUACAUAACAACAACACACUUUAUUAAGAAACAGAUAUUUACAAUUUGAUUAGUACCUACCCACAAAAAGUUAAAACUAGUCGAGGCGGGUAGGUAUGAUCAAGUUCGGCUUAUUACAACUAGGGUUUUAGCGCUAUACAUAUUUACUUACAAGGAUUUCAAAUUAGCAGCAGUUAAGGUUACAAUAAGUAGUAAAUUAAAAUAAAGCUAGCAGCUAUGAAAAAAAAAUGCAAAUAAUAAUAGCAAAACAAAAUCACAACACAGAGAAAAGAGAGAAAGAAAGAGAUUUCACCAUACUGGUCGUAGGUACAGGAUUGCUACAGUUUUACAAGUUUUUAAUUAUUUCAAGAAUUGAAGAUGAUGUAAGGUACAAAUUCUCUUGUUCAAGACGAGAAGACAUGACAUAAAAUGUUACAUGUUAAUCCAUAUCAAAGUUCGAUGAGAAAGCAACAUUGUUUCUCAAUUUCUUCCUUUUAAUGAAACUGUAAGGGAUAAAGGACACUUAAGCAGUAAAGUGUUGUUGUUUUCAUGAAAGAUGACUUCGUAGUACUUGGCAAUUAACUAUGCUUAUAUUUUAACGUAUUUUUAGGUGGAAAAGCCACACUACAUUUGGCAUGUAUAAUCCCUAAAUUGCUUUAAAGAGAAUGGUUCCCUGUCGAAAACUUUGUUACGGGUAUAUAUGCGAUGUCAAAAUAGUGCUGCGAUCUUGUGAUGGAAACAAGAAAACAUUUUAUUGAUACAAAACGAUAGCUGGUUACUUGACCGAUACCCUAUUGAAGGUUCACUUUAUUUUAUUCAAGUUGCUUGCUUAAUCUAAUUAAAAGAAUGCAUCAUUUUUAUUGACAGCUGGAAACCAAUCGGAAACAACGGUAAUAAAGAUUACCAAAGUUGUGCAGAGUAAGUAUGUUUUUAGUUAUAGAGUGAAUAAAAUGAAUAAGAAGGAUGGCAUUCAGCUAUCAAAUAAAAGUUAUAUCCACUUAAAAAACGACUUUAUCCAGCGGUUCGCAUAAAUUUAACGCGCGUAAAUUUCGUUCCUCUGCAAAGACCUUCUGCAACUGUACACGUAACAUUCAUCGGUGGUCGUCAGGGUGGUGACAACAAAUUAUUAAACACUCGAUCUUGUAGAGUUGAGAUUUUACAAGCACAAAAACGCAACUGCAAAUUUUUGACAUCUUAAAGCUUUUUACAAGAAAGGUUUAACGUUUUAUUACAUUUGAGAGAAAAAGUCAGAGGAAAAAUUUAUAAAAUGCACAGACGGGAAUUUCCAAUGCGCAUCAAGAUUUUAUUUUCUACCUUUACAAAAAAAAUCUGUUCCGUAAUUUUUUUUUAGAAAUUAAUGUGCAUUUGCCAUUUUUAAUGCAAAAAGCUAUGGUCCACACACAAAGUGAUAUCACCGGCUCUUUUUAGAUCCAAAUCUCGAGAGACGUUGCCAUGGUAACCACUAAUGAAAAAAUAAUAGUUUCUUGUCGAGCAGUCACUGCUUUAAUCCAGCUUUACAAAAGUACUCCUAUGGCUGUGGUUUGAUUUUCGCUCUGUGCGUUCCAAGUUAAAACCGCCGUCAAAAAAGUUGAAAAUUGGUACGAGCCACCUCAAAUAAAACAAACGUAAUAAGUAUCCGUUGCAGAUUUCAAGGGUUUUUCAAAAGCUGGUUAUAGGAAAAUCUAUCUUUUUCUUUUUCCAACUAACCAAAACAUGAUUUUCCUCUUAUUCCACAGAAUUCCCCGCAGGUGCUCAACCGCCUGAAGGUCCGUUUGUGUAAUUCACGUUAUGAUUGUCUUAUUAGGGACAACAACUGAAGUAACGCAACAUAACAUAACAUAGCCUUUUUUAAAGUGUCUAAGCGUUCUAGCGCCUCUUGGCACUAAAUAAAUUGUGGACACAUUUAAAACUAAUUAAGCUUAACUAUUAUAAACAUAUAUAAAAGAAGGAAAUCUAUGUCCGGAAAGGGGCAGAUCAAAUACCUUGAUAAAACACAAGCAUAUAUUGGCAAAAACCCAAAGUUUCUAUACUUGCCGUAUCUGUGCUGAUAGAUCGCAAAUGCGUCAGCAACACAAGAUGACCGUUUUGCAAUCGAAUACUUGAAGAGUUUUUUAUUUCCUUCAGGUCCAACACCUGUUCCUCCUACGCCCGCUCCUUCUCCCCCUGCUACUACCAAACCAUCUCGUGGGGCACAGGAGACGACAAUGACUUGUGGCAUCAGAAAACCAAGCCGCAUUGUUGGAGGUGAGGUCGCAUGGCCUGGUGCCUGGCCUUGGCAGGCCGGUUUCAAACGCAACGCCGAGGACAUUAUUUUCUGCGGGGGAUCCCUGAUAAACAAGGAAUGGGUUGUUACUGCAUCUCACUGUGUUUAUGACAUGCUGAAGUACAACAAAAACACAGUGCUGGUGGUUGCAUUAGGCGAAUUUGAUAAAGCCAACAAAGAAGAACAAGAAAUAUCAGUUAAGACAGAGAAAAUCAUCAUGCAUCCAAAUUAUAAUCCAACUACUUUUGAUUAUGAUAUCGCAAUGGUAAAACUGGAGGCGCCACUGGAAGAGUUUAGCGUGUAUAUUCGUCCCGUAUGCAUGCCUACGAACGAACAGAAGUUUGACGAAAAAUCUAAAUGCUACGUCACUGGAUUCGGAAGAACACAGCAGGGUGGAGAGCUUGCAGGAAUGCUGCGAAUGGCGAAAGUACCAUUGGUAAGUCAAGAAACAUGUAAGGAAGCUUAUGAAGAGAAGUUGACAGACCGUAUGAUCUGUGCAGGCUUCCCCAAAGGAGGAAUUGACGCAUGCCAAGGAGACAGUGGUGGACCGCUGAGCUGUUUGUACGAAGGGCGCUGGUACCUGACCGGCGUUGUAAGCUGGGGAGUUGGGUGUGCACAGCCAAAUGCUUACGGGGUGUAUGCCAAAGUGCAGGAGUUAUACAGCUGGGUAGACAGCACUAUGAAGGAAAAUCAAUAGAUUGAGAUGAGACGGUCUUCUUUAGAGUCAGUUAAAUUGUUUAAGAUGAUUAGGGUAGGCAUAAUCGCAAGAGCAGUAGUUAACGAUUAGAAAAGAUGGUGAGAGUG
This is a messenger RNA of Porites lobata, 4743 nucleotides long. The record is from the annotation of a GenBank genome assembly. Lineage: Eukaryota; Metazoa; Cnidaria; Anthozoa; Scleractinia; Poritidae.